This is a messenger RNA of Gongylonema pulchrum, 1140 nucleotides long. NCBI's taxonomy places the organism in Eukaryota, Metazoa, Nematoda, Chromadorea, Rhabditida, Gongylonematidae. The record is from the annotation of a GenBank genome assembly.
AAUUUUAAUUUUGCUGCUUAUUUGUAUUUGACUGAAUACUGCAUUUGUGCAUCCGGUGAAUGCUGUGUUUUGUCACGCCUUAAAAGAGGCGAGCUAUUGAUACCAUCAGCGGAGCGUUACACUUACGAUAUUUCAUUGCUGGACAAAAACAAUGUUGAGACGGGUGAAAUUCGAGAACGAGUCAGUCAUCAGCAACUUCUCCGUAGUAAAUCGCUGUGGGCUCGAAAUGUUAUCAGAGUGUUCCUGAAAAAUUCAUGCGCGGCGGAUCACGAACGACUUACUGUUAAGAAGGAAUUAGUUGAGAAACUGGGUUUGGAUCAUAUGUGUUGGGAUGAGGUCUUUGGCGGACCGGUUGCUGAGUUCCCGAGGACGCCGUUAAUGCAUCGAGGGCCAUCAAAAGGAUCACUUCGACCACCUCCACUUCAUCUAAACGGGCAGACCAUGGAUGAUUUCGAUGCGCAGUAUGAGGCUGAUUUUGUUAAUAUCACAGAAAAAGAAAAAAAACGGAAACGGACCAAGAAAACAGACUUGGAGAACAAAAGUAUCGAGGAGAAGAAGGAAGAAAAAAGAAGGAAAAAGGAAAGUAUAAAAAAUGAGAAGAAAAAACGAGCGAUAGCGCAGCAGCAGGAGGAAUUGGAGGGUUUGUUUGAGCAGGCUCGAAAACUAAGCAUCGAUGAUCUGUCACGCUGGGAGCAGGACGAGCGUCUGUUGACAGGAGCCGAAAUUGUGGAACUAAAACAGCUGAUACGACAGACUAAAGAAAAGAUCCGCGAAGAAAAACGCCUUGCGAAACAGCGCGAGAAGGAAGCAUUGUUAGAGUGGAAAAAGCCGAGAGAUGAUGUGGCUUGUGAUGAUCUCCAGCCUUUGCCAGAAUAUGCGCCGCUGCGACUUCCGAUCUGGAUGUCCGAUGAUGACUUCGGCGAUCACUUGUUUAUAUUCCAGUUUUUUCAAAGUUUCGCAGAACUGUUACCAAUCAGAGAGGUGCAUGGUACUAGCAAUAUCAAAUUUGCUGAAAUAGUAUCAGCGAUCCGAAGCCCGAGUCCAGAUACGGAUGAUAUGUUUGCCCAGCUAAUGCAUAUCUUGCUGAAAGCUAAAACGGAGCGAGCCGACGAGGAGGAUGGUGAUGAAGGUGAUUUUUAA